AUGGCUUCUGUCAUGGGCUACGGUCAAGGUGGUCCCGGAUUCGGCGGGCAAGGCAUCAAUAGAGCUGCCCUGGCCGCUGCUGCCCACAGCGUUCAGGCCCACCGAGUCUAUGUUGGUAACUUACCCUACGCAGUCGGUUGGAGGGAGUUGAAAGAUUUCAUGCGAGAAGCAGGUGAAGUCUCCUUCGCUGAAGUUCUCAUGGGCAACGACGGUCGUAGCAAGGGCUGUGGAGUUGUUGAAUUUUCCACUGGAGAAGCUGCCCAGAAAGCGAUCACCGAAUUGAGCGAUCGACCGCUACUCGGAAGACCUGUCUUCAUUCGGGAGGAUCGUGAGACUCACCCUCGUUACGGUCACCAACCCUCAAGGCCUGCCUACCCGGCCCACUCAGCUGGUGGUGCUGCUGGUUCCGGACGUCAACUGUUUGUCACAGGUCUAGCACCUACCGUGACUUGGCAGACGCUGAAGGACAUGUUUCGAACCGCUGGAACCGUGGUGCGAGCCGAUGUCAAUGCCAGCAAAUGCACCGGGACCGUCUUGAUGUCAACUGAUGCUGAAGCAACCGCUGCAAUUGCCACAUACAACGGUAGCACAAUCGAAGGCUCUCGUAUAGUGGUCCGGGAAGAUCGCUUCACGCAGAAUCAUUUGGGUGGUUUCCAACCACAAAACGGUUACGGCACGAACAACCAGUUCCAAAGACCAGCUGCAGUCGACCCUGCCAAUCAACAGCAAUCCACACAAGUCUUUGUGAACAACCUACCAUACUCAACCGAUUCAGCCGGCUUAUUAGCACUAUCUCCUGGUGCCACAACUGCCGAAGUGAUGAUGAUGGGCGGUAGAAGCAAGGGAAUGGGUGUCUUGGAGUUUCCUAGCUUGGAAGCAUCUGCAGAAGCUUUGGCAUCCUUACAGGGUCACAUGAUGGGUGGCCGUCCGAUCAUGGUCAAGUACAAUGAACGCUGGCACGAUUUCUCCGAGCAAGCAGUUAGCUCGAGCGCAUCAUCAACUUCAUCGUAA
Puccinia triticina is the source of this 1011-nucleotide messenger RNA. RefSeq lists its product as uncharacterized. The record is from RefSeq and is a predicted model, not a curated record. Bases 1 to 1011 code for a protein of 336 amino acids. Gene Ontology annotation, cellular component: cytoplasm; nucleus. Gene Ontology annotation, molecular function: mRNA binding. The transcript is spliced from 7 exons. Lineage: Eukaryota; Fungi; Basidiomycota; Pucciniomycetes; Pucciniales; Pucciniaceae.